Aspergillus wentii DTO 134E9 is the source of this 945-nucleotide messenger RNA. RefSeq lists its product as uncharacterized. The coding region runs from base 1 to 945 and encodes 314 amino acids. The transcript has 2 exons. The record is from RefSeq and is a predicted model, not a curated record. Lineage: Eukaryota; Fungi; Ascomycota; Eurotiomycetes; Eurotiales; Aspergillaceae.
AUGCAUUUCAACAACCUUGCUAUUGCGCCUCUUCUCCUCGCGGGGGCGGCUUCUGCUCUGCCCCAGCAGAUGCCCUUGGGCGACGAGGCUACUUCCCAGGAUGUCUACUCUCUGGCCAAACUCUUGGAUUCUGUUACUCAAUACCUGGGUAAACAUGAUGGCGCAUCCGACUCCAUCUACACCGCUACUGAUAAGAAGCUGAGUGCCGAAGUCGACUGUGAAGGUCUUCCUACCACUCAAGAGCAAAACCGCUGUCUGAAGGAAGGAGGAAUCAUGGUUUACGCUGAUAGCCACGAGCAAAUCAAGGCUCAGUUCUGUGACGCCGACUCUGAUACAGAAGCCUGCUACGCCCACGGUGGCUGGGCUGCUUCUAGCGCAAAGCACAACGCGGACAAACCUAAGGAUGUGUUGGAUGUCAAGGUGCACUGUGAGAAGCUUCCUACCACCCAGGAGCAAACUCGCUGCCUCGAGGAAGGCGGACUCAAGCUUCACGCUGACCACCACAAGGCCAUGAAGGCUGAGGUCUGCGAGCUUGUUUCCAACAAGAAGGACUGUUACAAGUACGGUGGCUGGAUUGCCGCUGCUGACGCAGCCCUGGAUACCCAGAACGCUGGUGCUGAGGAUUACUGUGGAAUGAUGGGCAGUGAGCAGGAGAUUUCUCGCUGCAUCUCCGAGGGCGGAUACAUGGUGCAGGCCGACAGCCACCCCAAGGUCAAGGUGACUCUCUGCGAGCUCCUCAGCACCAAGGAGGAGAUGGAUGCCUGCUAUGCUGAGGGUGCCUGGUUUCCUUCUUCUGCCAAGUCGCAAGAUAUCUUUACCCCCAGCUCUAAGAGCAAGGGUCACUCCAAAGCCACCAAGGCCAAGACUCACUCUAAGUUCGAGGGUGGUAUUGGGCCCUUGCACUACUCCUUUGGCAGCAAGCUGAAGUUCAAGUACAGCCCGUAA